This is a messenger RNA of Acipenser ruthenus (sterlet), 1296 nucleotides long. RefSeq names its product RING finger protein 227-like. Gene Ontology annotation, molecular function: ubiquitin protein ligase activity. The record is from RefSeq and is a predicted model, not a curated record. Gene Ontology annotation, biological process: protein ubiquitination. The transcript is spliced from 2 exons. NCBI's taxonomy places the organism in Eukaryota, Metazoa, Chordata, Actinopteri, Acipenseriformes, Acipenseridae. Bases 160 to 687 code for a protein of 175 amino acids.
CAACACGCUCUUUCGGGGAUGAGGUCAUUUUGCAAGUGCUCGUGUUGUGGGCAAGCCCGAGGCGCUGGACUCUAUAAAAGCACAAGAGCGCCGACCCGCAGCCAGUUUGAAUGAACACGGUUUCGCAUUCAGCAGCAGGCUGUCAUUUGCAGUGAGAAGAUGUGUACAGAGCUGGAGUGUGGCAUUUGCUACCGGGGUUUCAACCGAACCCGCCGCUGCCCGAGAAAGCUGGGAUGCAGCCACUCUUUCUGCGAGAGGUGCCUGGCGACUUUAGCCCGUCCUCCCCAACCCGACACGGAGGACGACGAGAACCGGCGGGGUUCGCCGGAGACCGGUCCGGACGUGCAGGCGUGCGUGGUUUGCCCGCUGUGCCGCCGCUGCACCUGGAUCUCCUCGCCUGGAGCAGUCCGGCGGCAGCUGCCCCUGGACGAGUCCGUUCUGGAACGCAUGGAGGCGGGCGGGGUGCAGGACGAGGAGGAGGAGAGCGAUGGGGAGGAAGCAGCGGACUCCGCGGCUGACGGUUCCUCUAGUGCCGGGUCGAACAAACCCAAGUUCUGGAGGGUCGUGAAGCGAUUUUGGAAGAAACACACUAACGGCAACAGCAGACACAGUAAUCAACAGAGAAUCUACUGCACUUCGGAAGAUUUCAGAGAUAUCGCCCUCAUGACGUGUUACUCCAUGAUCUAAACACGCAACCGAAGCCAGGAACACGAAAGCAUAAAUCGACAGCAGCUGUAACGCAACGGGACUCCAGCAACGACUCGCUAACCGGCCGGCCACGACUAGAGAGAACCGUCGGGGCAGAAGAUAGUCAACACUGGGAAGGAAAAAAAAAAUACAAUGACAUUUAUCUAGACUGUUUUAUUUCGCAGUGGGUUCAUUGCGGUUGUUUCUCCUAAGCGUCUUACUGUGACAGAGGCUGGUAAACCUAUCACUUCCAGAACAUAGCGGCUGGAGGUUUGACCUAGUGUUAAAACUUGGUAAUUUCAUUCAAUUUAAACACUUGGAGAUCAGUCGUCCACGUCAGAUCAAGACGUGGGGAAGUAUUUCUGCUGGUGACUCGUAUAUAUCAUAUGUAUUUUUGGCAAGCUGUGCACUUAUGCGUAAUGCAUUUAAUUUCGGAGAGAGUUGCACACUUAAAAGAUUAAGGCACGGAGCCAGUGCUGAAAGAACGCCUCUCCACAUGACAGUAACUGAAGUCAUGUUUAUGUCUGUUAAUUUAUUCUGUAGGGUCAAGUCCUUUGAAUUGUAUAUAUAUAUAUAUCAUUAUAUAAUAAAUAUGAAUGUUUUGAAAAA